Messenger RNA from Aspergillus sclerotioniger CBS 115572, 450 nucleotides. Its product is annotated as HNH endonuclease signature motif containing protein. Lineage: Eukaryota; Fungi; Ascomycota; Eurotiomycetes; Eurotiales; Aspergillaceae. The record is from RefSeq and is a predicted model, not a curated record. The transcript has a single exon. Bases 1 to 450 code for a protein of 149 amino acids.
AUGUUCAAUCCCACUGCUAUUCCCCUCAUUAGUGGGAAUGACAUUGACCGACCCAUGAAUGCGCUUACUUUGACCCAGAAUCUUCACACGUUGUUUGGUAGAUUUGAGAUCACAUUUAAAUAUAUUGGGCCUCACACCUACAAGAUCGACUAUGUGAAACAAGACCGCUUACUUCAAAUUGUGAAGCUUCCUGUCACCCGAACGCUGUAUCUCACUCCAGACCGAAACAUAGACCCGCCAUCUGUUGAUCUUCUGAAGAUCCAUCAUACUAUAGCGAAAAUUCUUCAUCUGAGUGCUGCGGGUGAGUUUAUUGACAAAUUUCUUAGGGAUAUGGAGGAGAUGGAAGGCGGGCAAGUGAUGUCAAAUGGCACGAGCCGUAUCGAUGAAUAUGUGCGUUUCAAACUUGCUGGUUGUCUUGAUGGUUGUUUUGAAGAAAUGUCUGUGUGCUAG